Messenger RNA from Macrobrachium nipponense, 1758 nucleotides. RefSeq names its product mediator of RNA polymerase II transcription subunit 27-like (gene MED27). The record is from RefSeq and is a predicted model, not a curated record. Bases 145 to 1116 code for a protein of 323 amino acids. Gene Ontology annotation, cellular component: mediator complex. Lineage: Eukaryota; Metazoa; Arthropoda; Malacostraca; Decapoda; Palaemonidae. The transcript has 8 exons. Gene Ontology annotation, biological process: regulation of transcription by RNA polymerase II. Gene Ontology annotation, molecular function: transcription coactivator activity.
UGAACGCCUGACGGAUAAGUUGUAAACAAACGCUCUGAAAGUUGAGUUGAGGAAGUCUCUCUGACUUCGCCAUAUACUAGGUAGCUUUUUGAAUUUCCUUCGCACUCGUCCCAAUAUUAAACCGGGUAACGAAUUGAAGUCGUCAUGGCAGCGCAAGAGACAACUGGGUCGAACGUCGAGACCCUCAUGACGACCUUGAAUGGCGUGAGGAGUUUGAGGAGCCAGGUAACGCAUUAUUUCCGAACAGUCGCCGAGGGACCCAAAGAGAAUGAAGACGAUCAGCAGCAACAACAACAGCAACAGCAGCAGCAGAAUCAAGAGAAUAGUAGUAGUAGCAGUAAUAAUAUUUGCGAGAAAUACGCCCUCGUUUUGGAAAAUAUUAAAAAUCAGUUGAGGGAUUUAGAAACACAAGUAGGAGGUCUGACCCCACCAACUACAACUACAAAUUUGGGAAAUACAGGAGUUAUUUCUCUAGAUCCUUCUCCGGAUAAAUUGAGAUUGUACCAUCAACUUCUCGACUGUUAUACAUGGACGGAAAAAGUACAUUGUUAUUCAACGACAAUGAAUCAGCUUCUUCAUGGUAACAGCCUCAAGAGGUCAUCGGUAUCUAUCUCAAAAAGACGUAGACCAACUCAGUACAACCAUAAUGUACCACAGCAGCAGGUGGAUAUGACAAUUCAGGCCAUUAAUCAGAUGUUCCAAGUGAUGACACUUAACGUGUCUAGACCGUUUGGAAAUAAUGCUGUUGUUCAGGUGACACUAGGGCGUGUUCUCAGGGCUGUGGUGACUCUUAAAGGUCUUCUGAUAGAAUGGGUUGUUGUAAGAGCUUACAAUGAACCGCUGCUUGAUGAAGAAGGCAAGGUUGAUUUAUACACACCUUCCCAGUACAAAGUUUUCCAGAAAGUGACUGAUAAUGCCAAUGCAGCAAUGUUAAACUUCUGUUCUCCAGGUUUUACAGAUUUAUCUGUUCGUUCAUUUUUUACAUGGCUACACAGUUACCAGUCCCUCUUCACAGGUGUAUGUAAACGAUGUGACAUGCACUUGCACAACCACAUGCCACCCACUUGGCGUGAAUUUCGUACUUUAGAUCCCUUUCAUGAAGAGUGCAAACCUUGAAAGCUUUGUAUACUAGUCAGUUCCUAAUAAAUUUAUACAGAUUAGAUUAAGGAUACACCUGAGGCAAGUGAGCAGGAAUUGAAAGUUACUUAUUAUCCAGCCUUUUAGAAGAAAAAGUCACAGGUGAAGGUUGUUAACAUUGUUAUUUAUUUUUAUUUUUCCUUAGUCUUUGGAAGAUGGGUGAGGUGUGACAUAAUUUUCCUAAAGAAAAGUAUGUAGUUAAUGCUGUUGGUCAGGUAAUCGAUGAUGGUCAAGGAAAAUUUCUUCAAGGAUUUCCUUCGAUUUGAGUAACAGAAAUAAAUACUCAUCCUGCAACCCUCUGCAGCAAGCAAAAAGGGAGCCUGGAAAUGCUAUUGAUAUGAGCAAAGUACUUGAGGGGAUUAUGAAUCCCUCAUUAGUAUAAGGGCCUGAGGAAAGGAACUCUAUGGAUAAUUGGUUAUUGUAGUUUGUUUGAUGUUUUAGAAACUUGGUUUGUUUCAUCACAACCCCAUCAAUCAUAGUUUCCAAUCUAGGUGGGAGACUGGGAAGGUUGAUAAGGAACAAUGUAUCGUCUUUAUUUACACAGUCAAUUAAAAGUGGAAUAGGAUCAGAGUGUAUUUCGUAAAUGAUAAUUAUGUGCUUCAAAUAAAUGCAAUCAAAUUC